AUUAAUUACAUGGAAAGCUAAAGCACACAAAUCCCUGUCUCACACAGGCCAAGUGAUGAUGAAGUUGUACCAUUGAAGCAUCCCCGUCCCUGAUCCAUAAUCUGAUUAAUCAAGGCCGCUAUAUCCACUUCCAGGGAAAGGAUCUCAUGGACCCCCCGCGGAGGGCAGAUCGCAUCAUCAAUCCCUGCGACGAUAUCAGCAGAACGGACAUUAAACACGUCUCAACCCGCUGUUCUUGCCCAGCAGUUUGCUCGUCCAGUCAUCGCAGCCAUGAACAUGGCAAAUUUUCUCCCGCCACGAGCGGACAUUGAAGCAAAAGAACCCAUUCCCACAGACCAACCUGUCCAGCUGGAGGAACAAGAAAACCCUAGAUGCUGGUCUGCGGGGAAGAAAUGGAUUUGUACUGGAAUUCUGGUGUUGAUGACUGCGACGAUCGCCUUCUGCUCCAGCAUCUACACAGCCGCCAUCCCGUCCAUUUCACAUGCGUACGGCUGCUCGUCAACGGUUGCAACGCUGGGCAUUACCACGUUCCUAUUGGGUUUCGCGUCCGGACCCCUGCUAUUUGCACCGCUGUCUGAGGUCUGGGGUCGCAAUACAAUCUUCCGGCUCGUUCUGGGGCUAUUCGUCCUUUUCCAGAUUGGAUGUGCUCUGGCUCCCAAUGUCGCGUCGAUGAUCGUUUUUCGCUUUUUUUCGGGGUUCUUUGGAUCUCCCACUGUCACUAACUCCGGCGGGUCCAUCACCGAUAUCUGGCCCCAGGACAAUCGGUCUGUGCCCCUGGCCCUCUUCUCCGCGGCCAGCUUCCUGGGCCCCGUCAUUGCACCCACAGUGGGGGGUUUCAUCUGUCAGUACACGUCGUGGAGGUGGAAUUUCUGGGUGGUGCUGAUCCUCAGUGGUGUCUGCUACGUUGCCAUGACGGUGUUUCUUCCCGAGACAUAUCCCCCCAAGCUGCUGAUGGACAAAAGACGAUGCAUGUCAGGCUAUUCCCCAGCCAAUCAACCCACCGUCAAGGAGAUGCUGUACACGACGCUCACGCGGCCCUGGCUGAUGCUCUUCACGGAACCGAUCCUGUUCUUGCUUUCCCUGUAUAUGGCUCUUGUCUAUGGUAUCCUCUACCUGGAUUUCACGGCCUAUCCCGUCGUCUACCGCGAAACACGAGGCUGGUCCGCCAGUAUUGCAGGGCUUUCCUUCUUGGGGAUAUGCGUCGGCAUGGCCAUCGCCACUCUGAUCUCGCCAUAUGUCAAUCGAAUCCAUGGCAUCUACGUGCGACGCCUGGGUGGUCCUCAGCCGGAGGCUCGCCUCCCCCAUUUGAUCGGCAUCUCCUGGCUAAUCCCCGUCAGCUUGUUCUGGUUUGCCUGGACGGCAUCGCCGCCUACCCAUUGGAUCUCCGGCAUCGUCGCCGGUGUGCCCUUUGGGUUUGGCCUCAUCCUGCUCUUCCUGGGGAUCACGUCAUAUCUGACAGACUGCUACGGCUCGUUUGGGGCGAGUGCUCUGGCGGCCAAUGCGGUGCUGCGUUCCCUGUUUGGGGCCGUGUUUCCCCUCUUCUCGACGUCUUUGUAUCAUUCCCUGGGGACAUCGUGGGCAACGAGUCUGUUGGGAUUCGUGGCUCUGGCGAUGGCGCCAUUACCGUGGGUGUUUUAUCGAUUCGGGCCACGAAUCCGCUCGCGGAGCAAGUAUCAUCUGAAGACGAGGGAUUUCAAAGGAUCAAUAGUUCUACCAGACAUCAUGCCCUCUCCUCCAAUUGUUGACUUUGGUGAUUUCCUCUCCGGUGACCCGGAGCGCAAGAAGAGGUGCACCGAGGCCAUUGGACAUGCCUGCCGCACCCUGGGGUUCUUUCAGAUCACCAACCAUCCGAUCCCACUGAGUCUGCAGAAGGAAAUGUUCAGGCUGUCCAAGGAGUUCUUCGCCCUUCCCCUGGAGGAAAAGAUGAAACUAGACAAAUCCCAAAACGACCACAACCGCGGCUACGAAGUCAUGUACGGUCAGAUGAUCGAAAAGGAUACCAAGCCCGAUCUGAAAGAAGGCUACUACGUCGCCCAGGACCUGCCCCCAGACCACCCACAAGUCCUCUCCAAGAAGUUCGCCCACGGACCGAACCUGUGGCCCGAGUCGCUGGGCCCGCACUUCCGCGACACCUGCAUGGACUACCUCAACCAAGUGACCGCGCUGACCGAAAAAGUCCUGCAAGCCAUUGGGGUGUCGCUGGGCUACGACGAGUCCUACUUCGACGAGUUCUGCACAGAGCCCAUGGCCUUCUACAAGCUGCUCCAUUACCCGCCCCAGCCGGCCGACGCCGACCCGCUGCAGCGCGGUAUCGGCGCCCACCGCGACUUUGGCGUCAUCACGCUGCUGCUGCAGGGGGAUGUCCCGGGGCUGGAGCAGUGGACGAACGACGAGUACCUGUCGAACGUGCACCGGGUGAUCAACCGGUCUGAUGUAGACCGGUACUCUAUUCCGUUCAACUACAAUGGAAAUCCGGACUUUGUGAUCCGGUGCAUUGAGUCGUGUCGCUCGAGGCCGGAGGAUGAAAAGUAUGCGCCUAUCUCGGUGGAUGACUACGUGCGGCAGAAGUAUAAGGAUGUGUAUGGGCGCGUGGGAAUCUAUUCGGUUGCUGAGCGAGUCAAGGCACAGGCAGUAGCUUGA
This is a messenger RNA of Aspergillus novofumigatus IBT 16806, 2640 nucleotides long. RefSeq names its product putative MFS transporter. The transcript has 6 exons. The record is from RefSeq and is a predicted model, not a curated record. Lineage: Eukaryota; Fungi; Ascomycota; Eurotiomycetes; Eurotiales; Aspergillaceae. Gene Ontology annotation, biological process: transmembrane transport. The coding region runs from base 271 to 2640 and encodes 789 amino acids. Gene Ontology annotation, molecular function: transmembrane transporter activity.